AUGGCUUUGGCUCUGAAGUUCUUUACAUGCCUUGUUUUGACGGUGUGCAUUGCCGCAUCAGUAGAUGCAGCACUUACAUGUAAUACAGUGACAAGUAGCUUGGCUCCAUGUGCCAACUACCUAUCGAAAGGUGGGGCGGUGACGGCUCCAUGUUGUGAAGGAGUCAAAAAAUUGAAUGGUCUGGCUCAAACCACACUGGACCGCCAACAAGCUUGCAAAUGCCUAAAGGCCGCUGCAGAGAGCAUUGAUCCAAGUCUAGCCUCUGGCCUUCCUGGAAAGUGCAGUGUUAGCAUUCCCUAUUCUAUCUCCAUGGACACCAACUGCGACAAUGUCAAGUGAAGUGGGACGCAUACCAUUGUAUGGAUGAUGAGUAUGGUUUAUCAUAAGUAAAAUAAAAAGGUCUAUGUACGCUGACCUCACCAUGCUCCCGGUUGUCUUUUUUUUUUUUUGUUGUUGAAAAGUUUGUCAUGUUACUUUGUAAUCUUUUGGUCUAUAUAUUGUAUCUUAAUUAUGUUUAAGAUGUGACAAUAGUACGUGUGUUU
Molecule: messenger RNA, 542 nt
Organism: Eruca vesicaria subsp. sativa (arugula)
Lineage: Eukaryota; Viridiplantae; Streptophyta; Magnoliopsida; Brassicales; Brassicaceae
Source: the annotation of a GenBank genome assembly